Molecule: messenger RNA, 4919 nt
Organism: Physella acuta
Lineage: Eukaryota; Metazoa; Mollusca; Gastropoda; Physidae
Product: toll-like receptor 4
Biological process (GO): signal transduction
Cellular component (GO): plasma membrane
Molecular function (GO): signaling receptor activity; protein binding
Source: RefSeq, a predicted model, not a curated record
CUUCACUUAUCUUCGUGUUCGUUAUUUAUAUCAUCUGCACUAAUCUCGUGUUCGUCAUUUAUAUUAUUUUUAGUUACCCCAGUGUUCGUCAUUUUCGUUUCUGUUCGCAGCGCAGAUAGAUCUAAGUUGACCAAAGUGAAGAUGGAAUCUUUUCCCUGUACCAGUUUACGGGGUCAAAAUAUGUGAUAGCUUCCAGACAUCACACGUCCAUUCCAGCAUAGCCUACUUGUGGUUCCAAGCUCCCGAACACAAGAUGGAAUUUGUGGUCGUCUGCUUCUGCCUGUUCCUUACCGGAAGUGUCUCGUCACUGUCUGCUUCCUCGUCUGCGACACACGAGACAAGCCAUGUCUCACCCUCGUCUGAUUUUGGGAAUAAAACCAUGCACGUGCUCAAUGCAGAUAAAAAAGAUGGAAUAGAGUCUAAACGUCAGAAAGGAACGAAACAAAAUUUAGGUAUGUUGAUAAGCGAUAAUAAAGUUACGCACCAUGAUAAAAGUGAUCACCAAAACCCCACAAAACUAUUGGCAGAGUUAUCACAAUAUAAAAACGACAGCUGUUGUAAAAUCUAUAAGGAAAAUGUCAUUAUUGCUGACUGUUGUUUUUGUGGCUUGGAUUACAUACCAUCGGAUUUACCCCCGGCCAUCGACCAUCUUCUGCUAGCCUACAACAAGUUGACCAGCCCAAACCUGACCCCAGGCGCCUUCUCCAUCUACCCCAAUCUUACCGUUCUACAGUUAGACACCAACUUUUUAACUUACUUACCAGACGACGUCUUCGAAGGCCUUGUCAAGCUUGAACAGCUUAAUAUAUUUAACAACAGUAUUUCACUGGACGCUCGCCUCAACUCAUCUAAUGUCUUCCUACCGCUUGCCGGCACGCUCAAAGUUUUAGUGAUGAACGGAAACAUCAAAACGAGUCCCGGUCUGAAUUCCGUCUACCCCGACUACGCGCUGUCCUUUUUAACGGAACUGACGUCACUGACGAUCGACGGCUUGAGAAACCCGGAGUUUAAACUCGGGUUCGGCAAACUUUCAAAGCUGAUGAACCUCACCAUGGUGGGCAUGGGAGACGGUUUCUGCGAUUUGCGAAGUUUGAGGAACUCCACGUUCCAACACCUGCCGCACCUGGUUCACCUGAACUUGACCCUGUGCAACCUCAACGGCUCACACGUCGAGUCGGGGGCCCUGGAAGGUUUGACCCAGUUAAAGCUGCUAGACAUAUCAAACAACCGUGACCUUGGUCUGGAGGCCGUCGGAAACCUCAUGUACGGUAUCCGGAACAAUAAAAAUUUCCGGUAUUUAAAAAUGCGAAAAAUAAACUCCCGUUUUGCCGCGUGCGCGGUGGUGACCAAUCAAACGGUCCGUUACUUGUCUAACACGAGCGUGGAGCUGAUUGAGUCCAUGGACAACGAGAUCGAGAUGGUCCAGCUUGGGGCGCUGAGGCUACUCCCACCCACCCUCACCACCCUCAACUUGACCAACAACAAGAUCAUGUUCGGCGCCUACUGGCAAGACAUGGGCUGUCUGAAGAGCUUACAAAACCUCCACCUUGACGGCUACCUUCACCCUGUAGACUUCCCAAACUUCUACCCGUCCGCCGUUCUUCAUUGCCGCGACACCGGCGACCUCUACGUCACAAGUGACGGCCCCGCAUGCGCAGACUUCACAUCCGGGGACGCGAAGAACAACAACUUCACCCUCAUCUUACCACCGGAACUACGCACCUUGACGAUGCACAGCAAUUCGGUAGCGUACGCGGUGACAGAAAUCAACAUCAGCCCCAACAACUCUCUAGUCCACGCAGACCUGAGCGGCAACACUUUCCGCGAGCUGAAAGGUCCAGUCACGGGGCUUGACAAGCUGCAGUCGUUGAACCUCUCCAGCUGUUUCGUGCAGAACAUCUCCGACACGUUUUUCAACACAUUCCCCCUGUUACAAGAACUCAUCCUCAGCGAGAAUGUUCUAGGGGACCGGCUGAACGACGACGCCUAUGGAUUUAUUUUUAGAAACCUAACCCGCGUUCAUUUCCUGAACUUGUCUUCCAACAGUAUUUACAGAUUGAAUUAUCCCGCCUUUUCCGAUCUUAACAACCUCCAAAUUUUAGAUCUAUCCAACAACCGCCUCAGUAAAGUCAACUUCAGCAUCGGCAACAUGUGGAACCUAAGUUUACUCGACUUGCACAAGAACCAUAUCAACACCUUGCCGCAAUUCAUCAUGGACCAUAUCUAUGAUCUUAUGAAAGCCAAGAUAAAUAUUUCCGUCGAUUUACGGGAAAAUCCGAUUUCGUGCGACUGCGAUAAUUUGGAUUUUCUCGAGUGGGUGGUUAAGAACAAAGUAUUCGGGUCGAACUACACGCAGUAUUACUGUAAGUAUGACGUGGCCAACAUGGACGCCGUAGAGAGGUUCUCGGGGUACGAUGAAGAAAUCAGAAAGCUCAAGUACAGGUGUGUGGCACACAUCGGACUGCUCUUCUCGGUGCUGGGCGGGACUAUACUAGUGCUAGCUGUCAUCAUGGGGCUCGUCGUCUAUCGGUUCAGAUGGACCCUCCGGUACUGGUACCACGCUGCCAAGAUGAAGUUCUAUUCAAACAAAAUUCUGGAGAACGACAAGUUUGAAUAUGAUGUCUUCAUCAGCUACGAAAAUGGCGACACGGAUUUCGUCUUGCAGGAGAUCCGAACCCAGCUGAGGGAUGAAAGAAACAUCCGUCUACUGAUUCACGGGGAGAAGUUCCAGGUGGGGAGGCAGAUAGCAGACAACAUUUACAUGGCAGUCCGUCAAUGUCGCAAGACGUUAGUGGUGGUCAGCAGGAAGAUGUUGAGUAGUCAUUGGUGUAUAUACGAGCUGCAGAUGGCCAGACUUGAAUCGGUCAAUACUGGACGGAACGUCUUAAUUUUUUUCUUCAUGGAAGAAAUCCCCAAGUCAGAGAUGAGCAUGGACGUGCUGUCCUACAUCAAGUCCAGCACCUACAUCGUGUACCCCAGAUAUCCGCAGCAUCGCAGGGCAUUCUGGGACAAGUUGGCAGACGACAUCCGGUCCAGGUGACCGACCUUGACCCGACGCGUAUACAGAUGUAGCAUAUCCACGUUAUCCAUCAGACCGUUUAGGUCCAUUGUGUAUCCAGUAUAUCCGUCGCACCGCUGUGCAUUAUGGGAAAAUUUUACAGACUACGUGAGGUCAAGGUGUGUGACCUAACGUAGCCUUUUCAUAAAGGUAGCCCGAUGCUGUACUGAAUUGUGGGACGGGCUACCAAACGACAUAACACCGUCCUAACCAUUUUCACCCCAUCGUUCAACACUAUUACAUAUGAUCUACCUCUUGGCAGUCCGCAGACAAAUUUGCCAAUGAUAACAGGUCAACAUGACCUAAGGAACAACGUUUUUAACUGACGCUGACAAUAUAGCAUGUCACGUUGACACUAACGCUAGUCAAGGCUGACAGCCAUAUGCCGGUGACCCUGCUAAAAAUAGCCCAAUGUGUUAGAGGCAGUGAUGCAGUUGUUAACGUAACACAUGUGUAUACAAGUAGGCUACACUGUUCGUUGUUUACAGUAAAAAAAAUGUUAUAAAUAGCACGUUCUGCCAUCGCCACACACUUAAUUGGAUUACUCCCCUUAACAAUGGUGGAGGUUUUGUGAACAAAAUAAUAUAGCAUUGGUGUAUCUGUAAAUUGUAGUUAAAUUGAUGUAUCAGUAAAUUGUAGUUUUAUAGCAUUGAUGUGUCUGUAAAUUUUAGUUUUAUAAUAUUGAUAUAUCUGUAAGUUGUAGAUUUAUAUAUUGACGUAUCUGUAAAUUGUAGUUUUAUAAAUUGAUAUAUCUGUAAAUUGUAGUUUUAUAAAUUGGUGUAUCUGUAAAUUUUGACAGUAAUGAUUUACCUGUAAAUUUUAGUUUUACAACAUUGAUGUAUCUGUAAAUUGCAGUUUUAUAACAUUAACUGUAAAUUGUAUACCGUUAAGUCAAUUUGAUGUAAAUGUUAUUUUGUAGGUCAGUUAUACAGUAACGUGUGUUUGUGAACAAUUAACUACACAUGUAAUAAUAGUAAUACUAGUGCCGUUAAAGUACGAAGCACAUCCUUAUAGACAAGGCUGACAAAUGUUGACCAUCAAGGGAGAUAAGUCAAACAAAACAUAGAAAACAAUGGACUCCUUUUAUCUCCCUUAUUUAUUAAGAACAAAAUAACACAGCAAAUUAAACCAAAAGCUUAGUCCAAAAAGAUAUAACUUAUUCCAUAUACUUGAAUUUAAGCAUGAGAUGUCGCUUACGUUAAAACUCGUAUGCUCAAUGAUGAAGUACUUAACCAAUCGAAUAGUUUACUCGAACAUUUUUCUCGAUAGCGGCUAUUCUAUUGCGCUCUAGGCGAAACACAUAUACAAAAGAUGCACAAUUUACAAAGUUAAAAAUGUCACUUAGAAAACCGAAACGAUGUUAAAAUUUUCCUAAAUGUAACAGAGUGAACCACAAGUUUAGAUUCAUGUGAUAACAAUCUCGGGAAUUUUAAACAGUACAGUAACAUGAAAAUUAAAAUUAAAAAGUUUGAUGUGUCGAAUAUAAUAAUUGUUUUUGCGACCUGAGAUUAAUUAGUAGAAUGUAAAAAUCCAUAUGACAAUAUAAAUCUAUCGAUUCCUAAUUAACAAGAGUACUCCAUCAAGCAAGAUUUACCCAAUUAAAACAAUUAAAAGAAUAAUUAUAAACUCGAGGAGCGGCAUGAGGUAAUUAUCCAAAACCAGCGGUGUAAUCUCUGACACCCAAUUGGAUGUUUAGCUAGUUAUAAUUAAAGUUUGUUUGCAUGUUUUUUUAUUUCUAGAGGGGCUUACGUGAAGCAAGUGAAACAUAUUCAAUGAAAUAAACAUGACAAUUAGAUCAGACUGGCUCCCAGGUUUAAGCAAACUUUCCUUGUGAGAUGGCAAUAGAUUUUUGUUAAUUGGA